AUGUCUACCUUUGACUUCAUCAUUGUCGGGACUGGCCCCUCCGGUUGCGCCCUCGCCGCUGGUCUCGCAAAUUCGACCACAAAGCCCAGCGUUCUCCUACUAGAAGCGGGGGACAAAAACGACGAUCGCAACCUUCGCAUUGAUGGCCAGCGAUGGCUCACUUUCCAGGACCAGUCAAUGAACUGGGGAUUUAAGACCACCCCGCAGACGGACUGCAACAAUCGUGAGAUCGACUACAGUCGUGGCCGGUGUAUGGGCGGGUCAAGCUCCAUCAAUUUUGGCGUGUACAGUGUCGGUGCGCGCGAUGAUUACCAGGAGUGGGCGAGAAUUGUCGGCGAUGAAACUUUUGGGUGGGGCAAUGUUCAGCAAAAGUUUAAAGAUCUGGAGACGUUCCAUGGGGAGAUCCCAGAGGGCACAGAUAAGAAGUAUGUGAAUCCGAAGAUGGAGAAUCAUGGAAGUAAGGGCCCGUUGCAUGUGGGCUACGCACGAGAGUGGGAGCGGGACUUAACGGACGUCUUGGAUGUCUUCGAGGAGGCUGGAUUUCCCUUGAAUCCGGACCAUAACUCGGGUGAUCCAAUUGGUAUGUCGGUGUUGAUUAGCUCGGCACAUAAGGGAUUGCGCUCGACAGCGGGGGAUCUGGUCAAGGAGAGACUGGAUAAUUUGACUAUUGUUACUGGGGCUCCUGUGCAGCGUAUCCUCCUAGAGGGGAAAAAGACUGUGGGCGUUGUGUCCAACGGGACCGAAUACCUCGCCACAAAGGAAGUCAUCCUAUCCGCCGGCUCAUUAAACAACCCCCGCAUCCUGAUGCACUCAGGCAUAGGCCCCGCCGACCAACUCCAACAAUACAAUAUCCCCGUCAUUCACGAUGUACCCGCCAUCGGCCAGGGGCUCCGCGACCAUUGCUUUGUGCCGAUGGUUAACACCCGGACAGACACUAGCACCGACCGAAAAGCCUUUUACGGUGACAAAGCCGCCAUGGAUGCCGCGCAGAAACAAUGGGAAGAAGACGGGACAGGCCCUUGGUCGAAAUUUGCCUGCGAGUUGGGCAUCGGCUGGUUCAAGCUGACCGAGCAGCUCACUUCCUCGGCAGAGUUCAAGGCGCUUCCAGCAGACGAACAGAAGUAUCUUCUACAGGAGACCGUACCGCACUACGAGAUUCUCACCCAUUUCCCCGUUCACUGGGUCAUUCCGGACUUCCCGCCCGAGGCAUUAAGCUACUCCUGUCUGCUCGUCUUCUUGUUUAACGCACAGACUCGUGGAGAAGUCACAUUGCAGUCGUCGGAUCCUGACUCCCCGCUAUCUUUCAACCCUAAGUUCCUGGCCCACCCAUUCGACCGCCGACUCGCGAUCGAGGCCUUGCGUGACUCGUUCCGCAUUGCCAAGCACGAAUCCUACACAAAAGACAACGUGGCGGAGCUGGCCAUGCCCAAGGGUGAGUCAGACGAGGAUUUGCUCGAGUACUGGCGUCAGAAUAUCUCGUCGAGCUGGCACAUGACGGGCACGGUGAAGAUGGGCAAGGAGGGCGAUGUGGACGCAGUCGUGGAUCCGAAUUUCAAGUUGAGAGGCAUUGAAAAUUUGCGUGUGGCAGAUAUGUCGGUUGUGCCGGUUCUGGUGAACGCACAUGUCCAGGCUACUGCGUAUGUUACUGGUGCAAUUUGCGCGGAGAAGGUGAUUGCCCAGUAUGGUCUUUAG
Messenger RNA from Penicillium griseofulvum, 1692 nucleotides. Its product is annotated as GMC family oxidoreductase. NCBI's taxonomy places the organism in Eukaryota, Fungi, Ascomycota, Eurotiomycetes, Eurotiales, Aspergillaceae. The coding region runs from base 1 to 1692 and encodes 563 amino acids. The transcript has 3 exons. Gene Ontology annotation, molecular function: oxidoreductase activity, acting on CH-OH group of donors; flavin adenine dinucleotide binding. The record is from RefSeq and is a predicted model, not a curated record.